AUGUCUGAGGAAAAUCAACAGAGGCCAGCUUCACCUGGCGGCUCGCUGGAUAUCGACAUCCAUUCGUCUGGACUGCCAAGGAAGGACACCAUUCAUUUGACUCCCUACUCCGCACCCCUGCUCUAUGAUGAUAAUGAUGAUGGUGCCCAAACUGGUACAAGAGGGCGGCCACGGACACAAUCUCGGAGUAGAGAAGAUCAGCGUUCUCCGUCUAUGCAGUCGCUUCUCCCCGUUGACUCAAAUCGAGAUGGACGAAGGACAUUAUUGCUUAUCUACAUUCACGGCUUUGUGGGGUCGGAUACCAGCUUCCAGAAAUUUCCUGCGCACGUUCAUAACUUGCUUGCUGUCAUGUUGUCUGAAUCUCACGUUGUUCAUUCCAAGAUUUAUCCCAGAUACAAGACUAGAAAAGUCAUCGAGUUUGUCAGAGACGAUUUCAGUCACUGGCUGUCACCUCACGAAUCCCCUGAAACAGAUGUCGUGCUCGUAGGGCACAGCUUGGGUGGUAUUCUUGCAGCGGAGGUUACCCUCCUUGGACCGUCAGAGCCGCUGAACCCCGAGAUGUUUAAACAUCGAAUCAUGGGAACUAUCAAUUUGGAUGUUCCGUUCCUAGGUCUGCAUCGCGGUGUCUUCACCACUGGUAUUGGCAGUCUGUUUAGACCUAAAAAGGACAAAAAGGAUGAUCCGCAGAAUCAGCCUUUUCCUGUUGAUUCCUCAAUCCUUGCACCUCUGUUUUCCUCCCCAGUCGAUCCCCAUUUCGACCCUGCAUUUCCAAAUGACAUCCGGCUCACGGAACGCUCGCAACUAGAUGGAGCUUUGAAUUUUAUAUUUAAAAACUCCAACCACCUUGUAGAUGCCACAAAAAGAUAUAUUUCUUCGCAUGUGGAGUUUGGUUUUUGCAUUGCUGAUUACCCGGGGCUGAAACGGCGAUACAAGCGUUUGAGGGAAUUAGAAGACAUUGACGAGUAUAGUCAAAUGCAGGAUGGGAGCGGUCGACUAUUCCGCCGCAUUCGAUUUGUUAACUACUAUACUGCAGCCACUGGAAGAAUCAAAUCUCCUGUUAGAGGCAGUGGUGAGGGAGCGUUGAACCGAAACUUGGUUGAUGGGCAACCGACAAGUUCAGGCACCACAUCUUCCCCUGGGCCAGGCCACGUAAGGUCAUUAUCCGUGGACCCUAAAAGGCAAAACGAAGAGCAGGUUGGAGAUAUGGUUUCCGCUGUCCAAGUAGAAAAUGGCAAAGGAAGCACCGCUGGGGUUCCCAUAUUGAUGGUAAAACCUGCCAAUAGCUCACCAGAAAACCCCAAUACUACUACUCCCUUUGAAGCUGUAUCUCCGGAUAUCUCACCUCCCCUCUACCAACCACCAGAAUUCAACCCUUCAUUAUACGAUUCAAAGGAGCACCUAAAAGAAGCUAAGAAAGAGCAUUUUUGUCAAGUGAAAGUCUACGAAAGGGCAUUGAAAGACAAGGAGAAAAAAGUAAAAGCUUAUAAUAAACUAGUCAGCAAACAGGAACGAGCUGCAGAAAAGGAACGACUGAAACAAGCCAAAGAGACCGCGAAUACCCCAUCACCUCACGCGGUUCCAGAACCAUUACUCCCUCUAUUAUCACCAUCCCUCCCCUCUUCCCCAGCAAGCCAUAUAGACAACCUAUCACCUGCGAGUGGAGCGCCAAACAGCAUUGAUGACAUUGAAUCCCCCUGCAGCACCCCUCCCAUUAAUACAAACGCGCACCCCAAAGUCAAGAAAGAUCGGAAAUUCUGUGCUCUACCUCCAAGAGAGACCAAUGGUGAGCGAGACCCAUUGUGGGUGCGGGUUUAUAUGGAGGGAGUGGAUGAAGUUACUGCCCACCAGUCCCUAUUUGUUUCUCGAAAUGCCGGCUACGAUCGGCUAGUAGGAGAUGUGGCUGCGCGCAUUGAGGGUUGGGUGCAGGAUGACCUAACCGCACAGAUGAUAAGGAAUGAUUGCAAGAUAAAGAUAUAG
This is a messenger RNA of Paracoccidioides lutzii Pb01, 1977 nucleotides long. RefSeq lists its product as hypothetical. The transcript is spliced from 2 exons. The coding region runs from base 1 to 1977 and encodes 658 amino acids. The record is from RefSeq and is a predicted model, not a curated record.